ACAAUUCGCAUAAAUACUGGCACAAUUGAGCACAAAACGGGCACAAUUGACUACAGUUGAGAAACAGUAGAAAACCAAAUGUGGGGUGCCGAGCCGGUUUAAUUUUUGCAUUUCAAUAUCAAAAUAUAAGCGAAACGGGGUUGCAAUAGUGUGCUUUAUUUUUUACUGACCCUACCUAGGUACUUCUCAAUUAUUAUUCAUUAAUUUAAUAGGUACUAGAACGAUUUAAUAUGGACAUUCAAAGUGAGCUUAUUUCACAAAGCCAAAUAGUGAUACCUAAUUUAGAUUCUCAUAAUCAUAUUCCAGAAAAACAUUGCAAGUUUCCCAUAUUGUCCAUGCGUUUUCAUAGUAAACGCGCCAGUAAAGGAAUUUAUUUACAUAUUUAUUUAUUCACUCUUCACAAACCCUAAUUUUUAUUAGUAAUUACAUGCAAAGGAAACUUACAACUAAGUAGAUAUUUGAUUUAUAAAAAAAAAGCAAAACAAAUGCUUGACUAAGAAAUACUAACUAGCAAUACACACAAAUAAAAGAGCGAUGUCCUGAUACAACAAAUCCAGUAUUAUAAAACCAGAAAAUGCUUGGGGUUUUCGCGAGUAUUUUCAGCCACGAGUCUUUUAUGCUUACACACAUUAAAUGAAACUUUAAAUUUACACUUAUAACACUAGAUAAAUCCGAAUUUACGAUAAAAUAGUUGUCAGCACAAACUAAACAUCAUUCGUAUCAGCGGCCAUCUUGAAAAUCCGGCAUGCGCGUGACGUCACAGCAAUUGUGAACAAAUUUAGCCGAUUGAGCAAUCCUGUAGAAUUACGAUUCUUGGGUUGAAACUAGUUUUCUGACUGUUUCCAACCAAUGAAAUUCGCUCUGACUGGUUUGUGAUUGCUGUGCGAACAGGCCUUGAUGCCUGGGCGCCUAUUCUUGAAAUAAUGUGAAAGGAACAUUCGCCUGGGAGAAGUGAUCGGUUGCCUCAUAUUUGUUCUAUGUGAUGUGAUCAAAACCCGACGACCCCGAAGUAUCGAAAUCAGUUUUCUCGAACACGGUGUGAGAGACAGCUGAAAUGUCAAAAUUCAAAUAUUUUGAGGUUAACGAUUUAUCAAUCUUUGUUAAUGUUAGGUUAGUUAAGGAUGUUUUGUUGUUUAUUAUUUUUAUUGUUAUGAUUUAUGAAAGUGAUUUGAGAUUAUCAUAUAAUAAUAAUAUCAUUAUUUAAGUAGUGUUAGUAUUUAAAUUUAGAAAAAUGGAAAAAUCUGCCACAUCGCGCAGACAUCCCGUAAAUUCAAAACAAAAAGAAAUAUUAGUAGAAUUCAUGAAACAACAUUCCGAUUUAAAGACCGGCAGGUUUACUUCCCAAUUUACAUUUAAAAAAGCUCAGCAACUUUGGGAGGAAAUAGCAGCUAAACUAAACAAAAUAUCAAAUGGCUCACAAAAAAACUGGCGUCAAUGGAGAAAGACUUGGCAAGAUCUUAAAAAAAAUGCAAAAACUAAAGCAUCAAAAAACAAGAUGUAUGCAAGCCAGACAGGUGGGGGACCUCCAGUAGUUGAAGUCUUGGAAAAAGUUGAAAACGAAAUCUUGGACUUAAUGACGCCCAUUGCCAUCCAAGGACUUCCAUCUAUUAAAGAAUCUUCAACUCAUUUCAACUUUGACACAGACUUCUAUGACUUAAGUAGUUUUGAUAUAAAUAAUGAUGAGGAUAUACCUAAUCAAAACCCUAGAUUGGACACUAACAUAGGAGAUAUACAUAUGGAGCAAGAAAUACAGGAUCACAGUGUAGUUAAAGAUAUACAGUUUGAUGAGGUCAUUAUUGAUCAAGAAAAUACAGUACACCCUAGUACUGGUACUGGCAACAAGACUGGCAAUGACCACUCAUAUUCUUUAGAGUUUCCCGGGCCAAAAGAAAAAGGAAUCAUCCCGAAGAAGCGACUCACUAAAACCAGAAGGUUAACUAGCUCUCUACAAGUAGGUCAAAAAGCCGCAAAUUCCAUGGACAGAAGGACUGAGAUGUUUGAGAGCUACUACGAAGAAAAAAAGAAUUAUUUGAAACACAGGAAAAAUUAUGAAAUGAAAAAAUUAAACUUGCUUAGAAUUAAUAAGAACACUAACUUACAAAUUCUAGAAACAUUAAAAUCUAUGCAUAAAUGCAACUGUUCAAAGUAAAAUUAUUGUAACGUGUUGGAUGCAGGUCAUAAAAUUGGUGUUUUUGUGCUACCCAUUCUGUAAGUUGACUUUUUUGACCUACGUCCAUGAACUGUAAGUGUCACUUACAGAAUGGGUAGCACAAAAAAUAUCAUAUGCACCUCGACUUGUAGCGUGUACUUUUUUGGCCUCAAAUGCUUGCAAACUGCAUCCUCGGCCAAAAAAGUAACACUUACAAGCCUUGGUACAUAAAUAACUAUUUGUAUGAAGGCGUAUAAGGGAAACCCAACUUUUUAUUUCUCACUUUUUAAAAUUUCGAGUUAUAACAUAAAAUUCUACUCUAAAAUUUCGACAUAAGUCGAAAUUAAAACUCAAAAUUUUAAAAAUUGAAAAAAAAUAGGUCUUUUCAACGCCUUCAUAGUUUCGAGUCAUAUUCAUGUCCUAAAAUACAUAUUUUUGGCUUGUGACUUAUUGCAUCCAAGAUGUGGGAAAAUAAAUUGGGUACCUACCUACGUAUAUCUGAAAGUUUGGUAAAAACCAAAGAUUUUGUGAUUCAGUCUAGUUGCAAUAUCUAAAUAAUUUCUCAGAUAGUUAGAUUUUUUCUUAUUUGUUUUUGUUCAAUUUAUAUUAUGUUGAAAAGUAUCAAAUAUUUA
Ceutorhynchus assimilis (cabbage seed weevil) is the source of this 2781-nucleotide messenger RNA. The record is from the annotation of a GenBank genome assembly. Lineage: Eukaryota; Metazoa; Arthropoda; Insecta; Coleoptera; Curculionidae.